GCGUUGUAAGUUGGAGCUUAGUAGUAAUGCAUCGUUAAACUGAGUUUCAUCUUAUUCAGUCAGAGCAAACUUGGUGAAGUUUGCCAAACAUGAUGAAUUUAUGUGAAUGGAAGAUUCAGGUACUUUGAAACGAAAAACAGAGAGUAAUUCCCCCUUGAGAAUGAAGACUCAUUUUUCGAUAGUUGAUGUUGGAGCAAUGUGACGAGAAACUAUCAAAUUUCGAAGCUGUAAUGUGUUUAAGGAUUGUUAUCAACACAGAAAUCAUUGGAAGGAACCAUUUUUGAAGAUUCCUUACAAAGCAGUCAUUGCACAGGCCGGCUGGAGUGGAGCAUCUUGACUCCUGCCUCCAUCGAGCUUCUGCUGACGAAACGCUUCUCACAAACAUCUUGUCAUCGAGAAGCGACAGUUACCUAUCAACAUCAACAGCAGACACUUCUAUAUCUCAGUUCUAACAUGUUUGCAUCCAUACUGAGGUGCAACUGCAUAAUGUUCCCCACCAGAAGAACAUCGUGGGUUGUUCUUCCAUACUGCCUAUUCGUUGUGAUGGUGCGAAUGGAGGUGAGCGCUGAAAGUGGUGACCAGGGCAGAGUGCUGUCGCAAAUGAUCAUGGUCAGCGACGAAAACGAUGGUCCACUCAUGGAGCAGGCCAAAAAGUAUACCGACAGAAACAUACCAGUUAUCCUCACCAAGUACGGCCCUAUUCCUUACAAGCCUUUGCCGAUGAGCUCACUAGACCAACCCAAAGAUUUGUCGCCAAUGAAGAAGCAUCCUAGUGGAAAGGGCUACUACAAGUCGACGAUCACCCCGGUAGAUAUCAAGACAGGGGAGCCACUGCAGCCUGGCCGUGAAUCUCUCCGUUCCAGGUAUGAGCCUGCCAGAAAUGAGCAUCAGCCCGGAGACAGACUGCAGAGGCUGGAGGAUUCUUUUGAUUUCAAUAGCUUCCCUUCACAACGUAUACAGAGAACUGCGGCUAUGCAGUUUAAUAGUCCUCUGAAUCAGAGGAACGAUCCGUUUAGGUCAGACAACUUCAAUUUCAACUACAACAACCCGUUUCCUGAAUCGGAUUUCAGCAAGAGCUACUUUAAGAGGGAGAGUGGUUACCGUCCAUCGUUCCCGAUGGAUAGCAGGAUCGUGUCGGAUGUGAGGUUUGGAGGCAGCGCUGACUUGGGAGCCGAACAGGAGGCGGCGCUGAAGCUGGCCCUGGACCCGCGCACGGUCGAGCAGGCGCGGCUAAUGGCCGAGCGCCCGUUCCACGACCAAUUCAACAACAUGCACCACAUGAUGAGGCACCGACCUGCAUCCUCCAUCAGCGAAACGCACCAUCAUCACGACAUGAAAAAAGAGAAACGCCACCACAACAGCGACAGCUAUCCCACGUCAUCCGAAUCGCACAAUAGAAACAAUAACAACCGAUCGCAUCCCCCGAGACAGUCUUCGCUGCACAGUGUGGUGCGCGGCAGUUAUGGCAAAACAGCCAGCAAUAUACCGCUUUAUUGAUAGCAGACGAGCAAAACUUUUAUGAUGCACUCGUGUGCUCGCAGCUCGCAGCUCGCAGCUCGCAGGUCACUCGCAACGCAACAAACAACCAAAGAAACGUCGCUGCUAUAUGUAUAGUGCCCCCCACCACCCGACAGCUGAUGCAAUUCAAUUUAUUCUAUCUCUGCUGAGAGUGCAAAUCCCUGUUAUGUAUCGACUUUCAAGGGCGGUGUACGUGAAUUAAGUAUUCUGUGAGAAAAAGGGAUUUUUAAAUACAAUUUACAAUUUAAAAUUGACUCUAUAUACAGAAGCUCUAUAUAAAUAGACGCUAUAAACUGUGAAACCUAUUUUUUUUCAAAUUGAAUAAAUUUAAAUCUCAAAUCUUAUUCAGUCAGUGGUUCUUAAACUUGUUUGAUGACCGUACUCCUUUGUAAAGAUAUUUCAUCUUACAUAAUAGGUCUAUAUCCCUUCAAGCAUGUAUGAGGAGUGAUUAUUGAUGGUAUGAGGAGGAGGAGGAUGAUUUUAUUUGUAGGCUAUUGAAAUAGAUUUUCACAUGAAAAACUGAAUAAGCAUCGAAAAAAGUAUCCACUUUCUAGCACAGCUCACCACAAUUUGGUGAAGCUCUUAUUACAAAUGAAUGUGCAUAUUAUGUUUCUUGUGAAUUAUUAGAUUAAUAAUGUUUCUCGUAAAAUUGGACUGAGUAAUCAAUUAGUAUCCAGCCUACAAAAAAUGCAUCUCACAUAAUUUAGUUCAUAAUGUGCAAUCAAUUUUGACCUUGGCACCCCUGAGGUUCAAUAUUGGGAAAAUUCUAAGCUACGAACUAUAGCUACUAUAAUGAGCUAUUGAAUUAUCAUAAUACUAUAAUGUUGAAUACUAAAUUUGUCCGGUAUCGAUUAUCUUUUUUUAAUUUUCCAUUAUGCAAGCAAUUGCCAUUUCGAGUAAAAUAAAUACCUCAGAUACAUUAUCUCAAGACGAUUCAUAAUAUUAUAUGUGUAUAUAUUUUAAACAUAUUGAAAAUAUUUUCCUUAUAUAUAAUACCGUACCGGUAGGUAGGCCUAAGUCAAUUUUUGCGUGUUCUAUAUUUCAGCUAUUAUUUUCGAAGUAACCAGUCAAACUCUAAGUAAGAGCAUAAAUAUCGAAACUAGCAGUUAUUAUUAUUUAAACUCAAUUUCUAAACAUUUUAUAAUAAUUGAAAGAGAAUGUAAUUUCAAUACUCACAUACAAGUAGUGUUAUCCUCUCUUUAUUGUAUAGUAGCCUACACAUGCGAAUUUACAUAACAAUAGGCUAAUUCCUUGUUUUUAUAAUAAUUUAGGAAUCCAUUUAUCAGUGAUAUCCAUAAUAGUUUCCAUUUAUAGUUUCCAUUUUAUAGUUAUCCAUUUAUAGUUCACAUUUUUCAUCAUGAUUCAUUUCAUGAGAAGUUCUUCAUUCUUCAUGGUAUUUUCAUUCAACUUCUGAGUAGUUCUCUACUUUAUUCUAUAAGAGAGUGAAUAUGGAUAUCCAAUAAACUGAAGAUGUAGGCCUAAUUCUUAUUAUAGGCUAUGAAUAUGUAUUUUCAAAUUUUUCAAUUGCUCAGUGACAGCAAUUUUGAAUUUUCAAUAGUCUUGAAUUUAUGAAUUGGGAGAGCUACCUUGAAGGCCUGGGUCGAGAGAGAGGAAGUUCCAUGAGGGAAAUGAGAAGAAUGACUGAGGACCGGGAGGCGCGGAAGAGAUGGGCCAAGGCUCGGACCCCUACGCUGUAAUGACAGAAGGGGAAAAGAAAAAGAAGAAGAGACUUGAAUACUAAGGAGCUGGAACCAAAGAUCUAGUAUAAAAUAGAACUCAUUAUAGACGUGCAAUAUAAUUAAAUGUUUUAUAUUUAAUAAUAAUCAAGCUUUAGAAACUACACAGUAUAAAAUUUUCAUCGUUAGAAGUUUGUCGUUUUCUUUCAAUUAUGAUGUAAUGAUGUAAACUCACUCCUAUGAAAUCAUGAUGUAAAUAAAUAAAUUCUUCUUUUGUUGA
This is a messenger RNA of Nilaparvata lugens (brown planthopper), 3474 nucleotides long. RefSeq lists its product as uncharacterized. The transcript has 3 exons. Lineage: Eukaryota; Metazoa; Arthropoda; Insecta; Hemiptera; Delphacidae. Bases 454 to 1497 code for a protein of 347 amino acids. The record is from RefSeq and is a predicted model, not a curated record.